Messenger RNA from Ectocarpus sp. CCAP 1310/34, 2150 nucleotides. NCBI's taxonomy places the organism in Eukaryota, Phaeophyceae, Ectocarpales, Ectocarpaceae. The record is from the annotation of a GenBank genome assembly.
AUGUGUAGAUACCGUACGCUCGCCGAACUGGCGUACCUUCUUAUGCUACCGGCUUUGCGCUACCGUUUCGAAUCCCCUUGGGGGCGCGAAGAGCGAGACGGGCGGGAUCCUGGAGAGGAUUCGCCCGUGUCACUCUCACCUUUGUUUCGCUGAUCACUUCCGAGCGGAAAGACCGGGUGAACUCUUACGACGGGAUGGAGCUUGCUCGGCUGCGGCUCCCUUUUUGGGAGAACCGCCACCGAUCGACCUGAGCACGAAAGAGCAAGAAGGAGCAAGAUCUUGCACGAGGAGAAAUAGCCUAUAGGCCAAGAGAUGGGGACAAGAACAGGCAGGUGCGUGUGUGUGUGACUGGAUGCAUAGACAAAUAGAUGUACUCCAAGGGCAAGUUUUCUGUGUACAAGUAAAUGGUGAAUCUUUACGGUAAUAUUUACUUCCAUCGAAGUGGUACGUCCAUAAUUCAUAUCUGUAGUUCCAUGGAAGCGAAUAUCGCUUCCAUGGAAGCGUCGUUUAGUGCGCAACGUGUAGUGUCCAUGGAAUUGGUAUCAGCUUCCAUGGAAGUACACUCAACUUCCAUGGAAGCUGAUUUAUAUUUCCAUGGAAGCGGUACACAUUUGUCAAACAGUGUGGGAUAUCGAGUGCAUGAUGCCCUAUCCUUGCUUUCCGGUUGCCCUGCACUUGCCACACAUGGGCGGCCUACGGUGGCCGCCGCCUCCCCAACCUCCGCCUCCCGCGCGGCUGCGCGGAGGCCUAUGCUGACCGGAUAUGCCCGGGCGGGCCCACGCCGGUUCUGCUGGCUACUCUGGCCGCCCAUGUUUUUGUGGGUUGGUUUUAGUUUUGUAUCCUCCUCUUUCGUGGCUACCGACGUUCUCCGCUCGACCAGCACCUCCCUUUUGCCAGCACAUGUUCCCUUGCCUUCGUCGAAACCCUCUUGCGAGUUCUCCCGUUCUACUUUCUUUCGACCCCCCUGAUUACGUCAUCUUUAAAAUCCCCAACAAUUGGGUUUGGUGGCUAUUAAAGAGAUCCACCGGUUCGCAUUGAUGUGAAACGAGAUACAAUAGCUUGAAGGCAGACCGUCCAAAAAUAUCUGGUUUGUGUGGCUAUUGGCCACGCGGCGGAUAUGCGCCGCUUUGACACCAAACCGUUGGUUGAAAGACCACGAACAGCCCGCAAAGCAUGCCUGCGGUUUGGAUCUCGAGCGAAGUCGACCCUGAUCCUCUCUCGUGAUUGCUAGGUAAAGAGCCCCAUUAUUCCUUGCCGCUACAAGUAGUACGCAUGCUGAUCACUCGAAAGAGAGACUGAUAGAUCGCCGCGUGAGCCGUGGAUGCCCUUGGCUUCCAUGGGUUUAUUGCGUGACCCGAUUCCUCCAUCAAUCAGAAGAUUGAAGAUUGAGCACAGUUGCUCCACCACGGCAUUCUUUUGUUAGCUUGUUUUGGAAAUCGGAGCAUGUAGGUUUCUUUUGUAGCUCGGAGCUAGAUACGAUCGAUGCUAGCCUACCGAUUGGGGGGUUGCUCUUGUCGGGAAGAUGCGUGCAGCGAAGCAUGGGUAGCCCACUUGAGCGAAACCUCCUACCGCUUUGGUGUUGCUAUGACGCCCAUGUUGCCCCACACCGAGUGUCACGACAAUCGCACUUCCUGCCUGUGGCCUCCGUUCUUCGGCUUGCCCAUGGCCGCAAGGUGCAUCCAAAUACCAGUAAUGCACUUUACUGCCACAUCCAAUCGUUCUCUACGUGCACCUGUUUGCUCACGUUUCCUCUCCCCCCCCCCUCCCGCCAGCUAGUUUCUAGGAGUUGUGUGUGUGUGUGUUUUCGUCGUGUUUAUUAUGGCGACAGUCCCCCUAUUUUUCGCGGUGAGACGUGUCCUACACUUUUCAGCGUAUGUAGAGUACUACACUUUUCAGAGUAUUUUUCGUACAACUACAACCUUCCAGGGUCACACAGGAGGGGGUAAACACCAGGGCUUUUUUUAUUUCUUUUCAUGCCCCACCUUCCUCCUGCGGUGCGUGCUGUAUUUUAUGUUUAUCGCGAGAAGGGUCCAGCCGUCCCUUUCCUUCGUUAACGGUGCUAACGUCGAAGUUUUGUACUCACGCGAGCUUGUCAGCUAUAUUUCGCUCUCACCCGCACAUUUCGUAAUUUUUUCACCCCAUGGGGAUUC